UGUAUUGAUAUACACUGUCUUCUUCCUCUCACCUUCAACCUUCACUGAUCUCUCUCUCAAAAAUGGCGAUGGAUUGGCCGAGAAAUGCUCUUCCUACAGAGAGAGGGAAAAAUGGGUUGUUGGUAUUCAAGGUUAGAGAGGGAGGAAAUGGUGUCGAGAUGUAAGGCUAGAAAGAGAUACAUGAAGCAGUUUGUGAAGGCGAGGCAUGCCUUUGCCGCCGCCCACAGCAUGUACAUAAGGUCUCUCCGCAACAACGGCUCCGCUCUUCUUCAAUUCGCCACGGCGGAAACCAGCCUCCACCACCACAACCCCCUCCCCCCGCCCCCACAGCAGCUUCCUAACAACCCACUCCCUCCUCCAUUCAGCCCUAUGUCGUGGACCACCACCACCCCCUCCUCAGCCAUCCGCCCGCCGCCUCCUCCUCCACCUCCGCCCGCGUCCACCUGGGAUUUCUGGGACCCCUUUAUGCCGACGACCACCAGGCGGUCGGAGGACGAGGAGGAGGAGUGGGAGACCACGACCGCCACUGCCUCCGAGGCGCCCGUCACCCCCAUCAUCACCAGGGCUGCCCCGCCUUCUGCUACCACAGCCACUGCCACCACCACCGCCAGCAGCGAGCUAGCGGUGGUGGUGUCGACCAAGGGUAAAGACCUGGUUGAGAUCAUUAAGGAGCUUGAUGACUACUUUUUGCAAGCUGCCAAUGCUGGUGGCCCACUCUCCGCAUUGUUGGAAGUCCCAGUUUCCAAUUUUAAUCGCCAAUCCUCGCUCGGUAAGGACAAUGGAUUUGGGAAGAGUUUGAGUCCACUACACUGGAGUUGGGGUUCGGGCAGUGCAAAAUGGAAUGCAUUUGGAAAGUUCUGCGAGGAUCCUAUCGGAAACACGGUUCAUCUUGCUCCCAAUGGAAAUGCCACUCAUUGUUCAACGGUUGAGAGGUUAUACGCGUGGGAGAAGAAACUCUUCCUGGAGGUUAAGAAUGCCGAGUCUUUGAAACUAGAGCAUGAGAAAAGAGUAGCAGCUCUCAGGAAGCUAGAGAUGAAGAAUGCUGAUUAUAUCAAGACUGAGAAGGCUAAAAAGGAAGUCGAGAAGUUGGAAUCGCAGAUGACAGUUGCUGUGCAAGCGAUUGAGACUACCUCCAUCGAGAUUAUCAAAUUGAGGGAAUCAGAGCUUCAUCCUCAACUUCUUCAGCUCGUUAAGGGGUUCAUGGGCAUGUGGAGAAGCAUGUAUGAAUUCCACCAGGUACAAACACAUAUAGUCCAGCAGCUCAAAUACCUCAACUGCAUCCCUUCAGUGGAGCCCACUUCUGAAAUCCAUCGGCAAUCAACGCUUCAGCUCGAGCUCGAAGCUCAGCAGUGGCACCUCUCCUUCUGUAGCCUCAUCAAAGCUCAACGCGAAUAUAUUCAGUCAUUGACAGGCUGGCUCCGUCUCAGCCUCUUCCAAGUAGGUAACAAUCCCAUCAACAAAACGAAGCAAGACUCCGCCAUUUACUCGCUCUGUGAAGAAUGGCAGCUCGCAAUCAACAACGCUCCUGACAAGGUGGCAUCCGAGGGAAUCAAGAGUUUCCUAUCAGUCAUCCAUGCAAUUGUAGUGCAGCAAGCGGAAGAACAAAAACAGAAAAGGAGGUCAGAGUCGGUGUUCAAGGAGCUUGAGAAGAAGGCAGGCGAGCUCCGGUCAUUGGAGAGCAAGCACGGGCCGUCACAAACCUACGGUGAUACAAGCAAGGAUCCCGUGCGAGAGAAAAGAGCCAAGGUGGAGGCCUUGAGGUCCAAGGCAGAGGAUGAGAAGGCCAAGUAUGAGAAGUCGAUCAGCGUGACCAGGGCGAUGACCAUGAACAACCUGCAGAUGGGUUUGCCCCAUGUUUUUCAGGCAAUGACGGGUUUUGCCAAUGUGUGCACGCAAGCUUUUGAGUCCGUGAACAACCAGACCAAGAGCAGUGGUCAUCUGCACAAUGUGAAGAUGAUAUUACCUUGAAAGUAAUAAUAUGCUGACCCUGACUCUGCAAUCACAUUUUGUCUUAGUGCUUAAAACGGUUUUUAGCUUGUGUAAUUAUUGUUUGCUUGUGGUAGUAUUUAGGUUGAGUUUUUAAAUAUCUGGUUUAGAUUCAGUUGUAGAAUCUGGUGUUUUCACCUUGAUUGUACCUGUAUUUUGUCCUUCAUGUUUAUGAGAAUUUUGAAUUUAGGAUUA
Molecule: messenger RNA, 2181 nt
Organism: Salvia hispanica
Lineage: Eukaryota; Viridiplantae; Streptophyta; Magnoliopsida; Lamiales; Lamiaceae
Source: RefSeq, a predicted model, not a curated record